Procambarus clarkii (red swamp crayfish) is the source of this 975-nucleotide messenger RNA. NCBI's taxonomy places the organism in Eukaryota, Metazoa, Arthropoda, Malacostraca, Decapoda, Cambaridae. The record is from RefSeq and is a predicted model, not a curated record.
AUGGACAUAAUGAUCUUCCACGUGCAGUAUGAGGAAGCCGUCAAGUAUCACGUGCAGUAUGAGGAAGCCGUCAAGUAUCACGUGCAGUAUGAGGAAGCCGUCAAGUAUCACGUGCAGUAUGAGGAAGCCGUCAAGUAUCACUAUGAGGAAGCCGUCAAGUAUCACGUGCAGUAUGAGGAAGCCGUCAAGUAUCACGUGCAGUAUGAGGAAGCCGUCAAGUAUCACGUGCAGUAUGAGGAAGCCGUCAAGUAUCACGUGCAGUAUGAGGAAGCCGUCAAGUAUCACGUGCAGUAUGAGGAAGCCGUCAAGUAUCACGUGCAGUAUGAGGAAGCCGUCAAGUAUCACGUGCAGUAUGAGGAAGCCGUCAAGUAUCACGUGCAGUAUGAGGAAGCCGUCAAGUAUCACGUGCAGUAUGAGGAAGCCGUCAAGUAUCACGUGCAGUAUGAGGAAGCCGUCAAGUAUCACGUGCAGUAUGAGGAAGCCGUCAAGUAUCACGUGCAGUAUGAGGAAGCCGUCAAGUAUCACGUGCAGUAUGAGGAAGCCGUCAAGUAUCACGUGCAGUAUGAGGAAGCCGUCAAGUAUCACGUGCAGUAUGAGGAAGCCGUCAAGUAUCACGUGCAGUAUGAGGAAGCCGUCAAGUAUCACGUGCAGUAUGAGGAAGCCGUCAAGUAUCACGUGCAGUAUGAGGAAGCCGUCAAGUAUCACGUGCAGUAUGAGGAAGCCGUCAAGUAUCACGUGCAGUAUGAGGAAGCCGUCAAGUAUCACGUGCAGUAUGAGGAAGCCGUCAAGUAUCACGUGCAGUAUGAGGAAGCCGUCAAGUAUCACGUGCAGUAUGAGGAAGCCGUCAAGUAUCACGUGCAGUAUGAGGAAGCCGUCAAGUAUCACGUGCAGUAUGAGGAAGCCGUCAAGUAUCACGUGCAGUAUGAGGAAGCCGUCAAGUAUCAAAUCAAGAAAUUGUUAUCCCUCUGCUUGUGA